GAUCGUAAAAAGACAGAUCAGGCCAGAGGCCCACCUCAUCCCACAUCCUGUUCUCACAGUGGCCAACCAGAUGAGCCAAUGGGAAGCCUGCAAGCAGGACUCAGGUGUCACAGCACUUGUGAUUCCAAGCAAAAUGGUACCCAGGGGGUAAAUUGCCUUUGAUAGUAGAGGCUGAAAAAACCAUCACAGCUAGUAGGCACUGGGAACCUUAUUUGUUUAAGAAAUGUGAAUUCGGUAGCAUUUCAAACAACAAAUUCAUAUAUAAAAUGUAAGCGUAUGAGCCAAAUACUGCACACAUUCUUAAAAGAUUACAAUUUUAAGACUGCAAUUUGCUGGAACCUGUCUUUGUAUGCAGGGGAAGUCCCUAACUCACUGAGGGUUCGAGACCCAUUCAGCUACAAUAUUGUAUAAUAAACAGAAGGCAGUGAAUUAUUCAUGGAGAGAUUAAUUUACUCCAAAUUUACCCCAAAUGUCAAUAUAUUUUUUUAAAUUUCCAAGUUUUCAACUUUUUAAAAACAACUCAAGGAGAACAAACCUAGAAAUACAAAAAAAAAAACCCAAUAAAUGGAACAACUUGCAUAUCUGUGGAACAAUACAUAAAACUGGAAUUAAUACCAACAGCGAUUCUCAGGUAACAUUAUAUUAUCAUAACAUUCUCCAAAUAGCUGCAAUUUUUUUCAUGCUAUAAUGCUGCAGGUCACUGUUAGAUGCCUAGGUAAUAAAGGACCACCAGGUGGCCUAAAAGGACUGUGGCCAUUCUUUACCCUGCAUUACUUGUAGUAUAUGGAGUGAAAUUUUUUCAGCUAUAGUUACUGACCAGACAUUGCUAUACCAUGCAGUUAAGUUUAGGUUGUUCAGAGAUUUCCAGUGCCGGGUGACAAUCUGCCCCUAGCCGCUACCAGCAGAAAGGGUCACCCAUCAGACUUCACGGCUUAGUUAGUGCAAUAAAGCACAUAUAGGUUCAAAUUUUAAGGGGACUUCACAGGCUCCAUCCCUGCAUUCCUCUCUCUUCUUCACAGUACUGUACUUUUCUUAAGAGUGACAUUUGCUGGGAACUCCUGGUAUCAUUUUAUGUCCUGCUUCACUUCAUCAUAUGACACUGGGGGCUGUAUUAGCUGCCUUUAGUAUCACAAACAGAUUACCUCAUUAAACAACCUGGUUCUUGAAAAGGCUUCUAACCCUCCCCAGCUUACUUUCACACCAACCAGUUCUAUGUGUAUGUGAAGAAGUGUGCAUGCACAUGAAAGCUUAUACCCAGAACAAACUUAGUUGGUCUCUAAGGUGCUACUGGAUAAUUUUUUAAAUUUUUUAUUCAUUUCGACUGUGUCAGACCAAAACGGCUACCUACCAGAAUCCAGUUCUAUAUUGUUGACAUACCCUGCUUCUCACUUAAAGGAAUAGCUUAUGUACUUCCCAAUGGGAACAUAAGAAGGCAGCAAUUUCUGUUCUUAUCUAUAUAUAUCACAAUCAGUGCUGUUUCAUUUCUGGAGCUAUGAUAGCCAUCUUCAAAUAUCUGAAGGGCUGUCACAUGGAAGAUGGAAAUGAGCUUGUUUUCUCUUGCUCUAGACUCAAACCAAUGGCUUCAAGUUAUAAGAAAGGAGAUCCUGACUAAACAUCAGGAAUAACUUUCUGACAGUAUGAGGUGUUCGACAGUGGAAUGGUCUCCCUGGGAAGGUUGUGGACUCUCCUUCCAAGGAGGUUUUUAAGGAGAGGUUGUAUGACCAUCUGUCGUGGAUGCUUUAGCCGAGAUUCCUGCAUUGCAGGGGGUUGGACUAAAUGACCCUUUGUUCAGGUCCCUUCCAACUCUACAAUUCUAUGAUUCCAUGGUUAUAUGAUUCUAUGCUGCAGUUCAGUUUCCACCAAAUACUAUGUUACUCAUCCUUCUGCCUUCCAUUUAAUGUACAUCAUGUAAAGAAAAUGUCAAAACAAUUAUGUAUUGUUUACAGACUUUAAAAAACACACCAUCACAAAACAACAACAACAACAACAACAACAACAACAACAAUUUAUCAUUCACAUUGAUGUACCCACCAUAUUCGCUUGACUGAUUUCCAUUGCUGACCACAGACAAACACACAAACUGUAGCAAUUUCCACUUCAAUUUUCAUCAGAAUUAUCUGACACCCCUACCUAAUGUCUGUAACCCAAUCUUAUUUCAUUUACAAUUCAUCCCUUUCUUACCCACCCCAAACGGUACGUGGGUAGCGCUGUGGUCUAAACCACUGAGCCUAGGGUUUGCCGAUCAGGUCAGCGGUUCGAAUUCCCGUGACAGGGUGAGCUCGGUCCCAGCUCCUGCCAACCUAGCAGUUCAGAAGCAUGUCAAAGUGCAAGUAGAUAAAUAGGUACCACUCCAGUGGGAAGGUAAACAGUGUUUCUGUGCGCUGCUCUGGUUCGCCAGAAGCGGCUUAGUCAUGCUGGCCACAUGACCUGGAAGCUGUCUGUGGACAAACGCUGGCUCCCUCGGCCUAUAGAGUGAGAUGGGCACGCAACCCCCGAGUCGUCCGCAAAUGGACCUAAUGGUCAGGGGUACCUUUACCUUCAUCCACCCCAAACCACAGAAACAACAUGCUGCAGUUGAGAGCAUGACAAGCUUUCCUAACUGGGUACUCACUAGGUUCCGAUAUGUAAUGUUUUUAUAUAUGUUGCAAGCUUGCCCAGAGCAGCUGUGGCAACCCAGUAAGAUGUGUGGGGCAUAAAUAGUAAAACUAUCACUAUGGAAUGGGACGUCCCAAUUUUGAUAAGAGAAAUGUUGGAAGGUAUAGCCAUUGGCCCCUAAAGAGCGAGUGGAAUGUAUUCAAUAGCGGUAAGUAGCCACUGAAGGCCAUUAAAGAAGCAGUCAAGCUAGACAAAAGCCCAGAGGACAGGAUCUUAAUCAGAAGUCUGUGUGACAUGCUGGAAAACACACAAAAUGCACAGAGAGUGGAAGAGCCGUGCACUUGGGUUGCACUGUUGGCUGUUUAUCUGUCUAUAUGUAAGAGCCUGGUGAUGUAAUCAGGCAAGGGUUGUUCGUGGUGGGAAUUGUGACCUCUUUCCUCAUCUGCUCUAUGACACUGAAGGGCAUGAGCAGGUGCUUGGUGCCAGUGCCACCUCUCCUCCUGCAUUACAGCUCAAAGUGAUACAGCAGGAGUAGGAGAGAGACGGAGAGAACAGAAACGAAGCCUUCUAACUGUUCACCAAGAAGGGAAGUGAGAAUCGGUCAGAGCAUUAUGCGUGAGUGUAUCUCUGUACAUGUUGGGCAAGCUGGAGUUCAAAUUGGCAAUGCAUGCUGGGAGCUUUUCUGCAUAGAACAUGGCAUCAACCCAGAUGGAACUUUCCAGGACGAAACCAACAAAUUUAAUGAUGACGAUUCUUUCACCACAUUCUUCAGCGAAACUCGCACAGGAAAACACGUGCCGCGGGCUGUCAUGGUGGACCUAGAACCCACUGUAGUAGAUGAAGUGCGGGCUGGAGCUUACCGCCAGCUUUUCCACCCAGAGCAGCUGAUCACUGGCAAGGAAGACGCUGCCAAUAACUACGCCCGCGGCCACUACACCAUUGGCAAGGAGAGCAUCGACAUGGUACUAGACCGCAUUCGCAAGCUGACUGACGCCUGUUCUGGGCUACAAGGAUUCCUGAUUUUCCACAGCUUCGGAGGAGGCACAGGUUCUGGCUUUACCUCCCUGCUGAUGGAGCGCCUGUCUGUGGACUAUGGCAAGAAGUCCAAACUGGAGUUUGCCAUCUACCCAGCCCCCCAGGUUUCCACUGCGGUGGUGGAGCCCUACAAUUCCAUCCUGACCACCCACACCACCUUGGAGCAUUCCGACUGCGCCUUCAUGGUGGACAACGAGGCCAUCUACGACAUCUGCCGUCGCAAUCUGGACAUUGAGCGCCCCACGUACACCAACCUGAACCGCCUCAUCAGCCAGAUUGUCUCCUCCAUCACCGCGUCCCUGCGUUUCGAUGGCGCCCUCAACGUGGACUUGACUGAGUUCCAGACCAACCUGGUGCCUUACCCUCGCAUCCACUUCCCCUUGGUGACCUAUGCGCCCAUCAUCUCCUCCGAGAGGGCUUACCACGAGCAGCUCUCCGUGGCCGAAAUCACCAGCUCCUGCUUUGAACCCAACAACCAGAUGGUGAAAUGCGACCCCCGCCAUGGGAAAUACAUGGCCUGCUGCAUGCUCUACCGAGGUGAUGUGGUGCCCAAAGACGUCAACGUAGCCAUUGCUGCGAUCAAGACCAAGAGGGCAAUCCAGUUUGUGGACUGGUGCCCAACUGGCUUCAAGGUUGGCAUCAAUUACCAGGCGCCGACCAUCGUUCCCGGGGGUGACCUUGCUCAAGUGCAACGUGCCGUUUGCAUGCUCAGCAACACCACCGCCAUUGCCGAGGCCUGGGCGAGGCUGGACCACAAGUUUGAUCUGAUGUACGCCAAGCGAGCUUUUGUGCACUGGUAUGUUGGUGAGGGCAUGGAGGAAGGAGAGUUUGCGGAGGCCCGGGAAGAUUUAGCUGCGCUGGAGAAAGAUUACGAGGAAGUUGGAACAGACUCCUUUGAAGAAGAAAAUGACGGGGAAGAGUAUUAAAAAUUCUGGUCCUGGCAGCUCUUUAUUGCACUGGGGAUACAGCUCACCAAACUCUUUGCUGCACAGCUUCUGAUCAUUGCAUGGGGGUGGAUGGAGGAAUGGACAGUAGGAGGGUUUGGUGGAUUGUACCUUGUGCCUACUCCUGCAGCAUAUGUAAAAUAAUAGACCAUCCAUCUGCAAAAAAACAAUUUCCAGUGACUUCCUUUCUUUAUUAUGCCUUAUAUUGAGAGGGGGGAGGAAAUAUUCUGCUCCUUUCUUAAAGCAGUCCAAGAAAAAAAUACAGUAUAAGUACCAGCAUGGCACGGGUGACACAGGACUCAGGGGCUGUUGCAACAUCCCUGGUUAGGACUUAUGCUUCAACUGUCCUACAUCCCAGGUUCAUAGCCAGAAAUUUUGAAGUAAGGAGGCUGAAGGCAGUAGAGAAUCAUUGCAAAAGAUGAAACACAAGUAGUCUAAAAGAUCUGGAAUUAAUUAGUACACAUUAUUUCUUUGUAAGUAGUUGGGUAAAAUAUUGGCUACGCACCUGCUUAUAACUCAACAAAAAAGGCUACACAGUUGAAUUUAAAAAGGAAGAAAGAACAUCCAACAUUCUGGAAGGGAAUAUCUCCAAGUGGGCUAGGCUCCUAUUGUCCUGCCUUCUUCUUUUUUUACCUUGCCUUAUAGCUACAGCGGGACCCAGGUGGCGCUGUGGUUAAACCACUGAGCCUAGGGCUUGCUGAUCAGAAGGUCGGCGGUUCAAAUCCCUGUGAUGGGGUGAGCUCCCGUUGCUUGGUCCCAGCUCCUGCCAACCUAGCAGUUCGAAAGCACGUCAAAAUGCAAGUAGAUAAAUAGGAACCGCUACAGCGGGAAGGUAAACGGCGUUUCCGUGUGCUGCUCUGGUUCGCCAGAAGCGGCUUUGUCAUGCUGGCCACAUGACCUGGAAGCUAUACGCCGGCUCCCUCGGCCAAUAAUGCGAGAUGAGCGCGCAACCCCAGAGUCGGUCACGACUGGACCUAAUGGUCAGGGGUCCCUUUACCUUUACCUUUAUAGCUACAGCAGUAGACAGACUGAUUUGCUGAUACUUGUUCCAGGUAAAACAUUUCCCGCAUUUUAUCUUCUGGAGAUAUGUCAAGGAUGCCUUUAAAAAGUUUUUUUUAUUGUGCACUCGCAUGUGCUAGACUUCUGUGCAUUUCAGCCCCCUCCUCGUUCCAGGUGACCUGUUUAUUGAGCAUUCUUCCUGAUUUGUUUGCACACACUUUGCAAGGAGGUUAGAAGACCUUGACCAUUUAAUGAGCAUUCAUUCUGAUUUGUUUGUGGGGUGGUCUUAUGACAUUGCAUCAACAAAGUGUUACUCCACCUUUAAGUGCAUUUCCCCAUCCUUUUUACCAAAAAUAAAAAUUAAAAUCCGUUUUUUGGGGGGAGAAACAGGUACUGUUGAAUGUACAUAAGUAAAAUCUUCUAUCAUUUCAAUGCCUUGGUACAUAAAAAGUGAUGUUGUUAAUCAUAAAAUAUAUAUCGUAAGAAUAUUUAAAUAUAUAUAAUGUUACACAAGAAUGUAUUGUUUAAUUUUCUAAUUUAGUGAGACAAUCAGUCCCAGAGAACUCAGCUCAAUGGGCCAUUUGUAAUUAAAUAAAAUCAUUUCAUUGAGUUUACUAAGUAAUUAAGAUCCCAGAAAAAAAUCAAUCAAAUCAUAUAU
Messenger RNA from Zootoca vivipara (common lizard), 6231 nucleotides. Its product is annotated as tubulin alpha-8 chain. The record is from RefSeq and is a predicted model, not a curated record. Gene Ontology annotation, biological process: microtubule-based process. Gene Ontology annotation, molecular function: structural constituent of cytoskeleton; GTP binding. Gene Ontology annotation, cellular component: microtubule. NCBI's taxonomy places the organism in Eukaryota, Metazoa, Chordata, Lepidosauria, Squamata, Lacertidae.